UAUCGUUACACACGCACACACACAGGUUAUUACAGCCUGGUGUUGAAAUUCGAAAAAACGUUACAGUUUGUGCAAGGCAUAAUUCGUAGUUAGUAUAUUACAGGUACGGGAAAGAUUGCAAAGGAAACUUGACUAAAUUUCUUAACCAACUGUUGAGCUUUUACUAAAUAUAAAAUAUGUGGGCUCAGAAAAUAAACGAUCAUAUCACUGCAGUGGUGCUGAAGAAAGGAGUUAUUACCCGAAGUCAGAAUGCUGCAAAUGCAGGUAAAAAUGAAAAAAGGAGGGAGCUAUUAAAGAGAAAAGCCGAAGGUUCUCCACCUAAAGAUAAGAAUCUUAAACGACCCGCAUUCGGAGAUAUUACAAAUGCACAUGGAAAUAAUGUAUCACAAGAUGCUAAGAAGUUGCGAAAGGAAGUUACUACAUCAAAGGCAGUUCCUAAAGGCAAAGAUAACGUAGCUGUAACAACUAAAAGCACUGUUUUUCAACCCAUACUCAAAACACUUACAACUAUUAAGAAAAUGCCUGUUUCAACAAAACCCAAAGUAAUAACAAUACAGAAGAGUGAAGGAAUUGAUACAAAGUUGAGCACAUAUCCAGUGCUAGCAGGAGACAUUAAGGAGGACAUUAAUGCAGUUUCUGAAACACAGCAGUACAGCUUAUCACGCAACGAUAUCAGCGGUGAUGGUUCAUUGUAUAUAUCAGCCUUAGAAGACAUUCCCAGUGAUGGCUUAUGCAGUGAAGGUGAACCACAAGUGCUUGCAGUGACAGUGCCAGAACCAGAACCAGAAGCUUCUAAACCCAAGGGUAGUCCUGUUUCUGAACUGCCAAAGGAUGUUGUUGACUUUGAUAAGGAAACCUUAAGGGACCCCUUUCAAGUGUCUCUGUAUGCCAUGGAUAUCUUCAGCUACCUCAAGGAGAGAGAAGUGCUGUAUAAGAUUGACAAUUAUAUGGAAAGACAACAAUCAAUUACACAGUGGAUGCGAUCACUGUUGGUCGAUUGGAUGGUGGAGGUUCAGGAAAACUUUGAACUUAACCAUGAAACACUAUACUUAGCAGUCAGAUUAGUUGACCUGUACUUGACAAAAAUUGUAGUUAACAAAGAGACACUUCAACUGCUUGGAGCUGCAGCUGUAUUUAUUGCUAGCAAGUUUGAUGAACGCAGCCCUCCGCUUGUGGAAGACUUCCUCUAUAUAUGUGAUGGUGCAUAUAACCGCAGUGAACUAAUAAAGAUGGAAAUUGAUGUUCUAAAAGCUGUUGAUUUUAAUCUUGGGAUUCCUCUGUCUUACAGGUUUCUACGCCGAUAUGCCAGGGGUGCUAAAAUUUCUUUGCCAACACUGACACUGGCACGAUAUAUUCUAGAGUUAUCACUUAUGGAAUAUAGUUUUGUGUCAGAGUCAAGCUCCAAGCUGGCAGCUGCAACAUUAUUGUUAGCACUGAAGACCAAACUUCUGGGUGGCUGGACACCAGCACUGCAGUAUUAUUCAGGUUAUAAGUUAGAAGAUAUUAAGGACCUUGCGCACCAGCUGAAUGCAAUGCUUCAGAAAAAGCCAAAGGCACCUCUGGAAACUGUUAGAAAUAAAUAUUCCCACAAGAUAUUCUUUGAAGUUGCCAAGAUUCCUCUUCUGGAUAAGUUGGACAUCUAAAAUUCAUAGUUUUCUCUGAGAAAUUGACCAGCCUCAGGGUAUGAAGAGUAAAUGUGUAAAGAUGUGCCAAUACUGUAUUAGUGCAAUUUGGUAAAAAUGACACAUCUUAUUCCAAUUGUAUUGACCUAUGAGGUGGAGAACAAUCUACAAUACUUAAGUGUGAAUCAUACACUUGUUUAGAUCUACAUGUUUUAUUGCCUUCGUGUAUAUACAGUUUUAUAGGGAGACAACUCAUUCAUCAUGAAAAUAAGUUUAAGAACUAUUUUUCAGCACAGUUAAUGGACAGAAAUGAGCAGCCAGCUGUAUACAAGUCUGUCUGUUUAAUACUGACAAUUUAUUUUGGCAAUUAUUUUAAAACUUAAUUUUUUUCCAUCCAUCUUUUGUGUGCGUAAUAUUAAAUGGGUGUUUUGUACGCUGGGCCACGUUUUAAAAAGUUUUAGAAUGAAAAUAGGAUUUUAUUAGGACUUGUAUUUAUUUCUUUUUGUGCAGGCAUAAUUUUGCAAUUUGGAAAUUUACUGCUGGGUAUUCCCUUGCUUCAGAAUGAAAAUCUUUGUACAUUAUAAACAGGAGGGUGAUUUUUAAACUAUCUUUGUUAUAGUUUUAAUAACACUUGCAUCAUGAAUGUUGAAUUCAGUCAAAAUUAUGUGGAACCUUGUCUUAGAAAAUGCUCCUUUAGGUAAGUUCUUAAAAGCUGCUAGAGUAUGCUAUUGUGUGCAAAAUAUAAAAUGUGUGAGCAAUAAAUUGAUAAGAGCAUGUUACGAUUAUAAAGUAUUUACAUAGGUAUUUUAAAAAAUAUAUGUACAUAGUAAUUUCUUCGAAGUCUUUACAGCAUUCUGUAUAUAGUUCAGCAGAUUUGUAACACUACUGUGGUUAUUGAAGGUAAAUUGUCAAAUGCAGUUAUUAAAGCUGUCUGCAGCCAUCAAAAAUUCAAAGUGUACUAGAUUUUAUAUGGAAGUGUAUUCAUGUUUCUAGAACUAUAAGUAAUUUCCAUUUAAUGAGUCAGCAAGCUACAGAACUUUUUUCUUGUCACUGCAGCUGUUGAGCUUUGAAUUCAGUUAUUCCCCUCUUUAUUUUACUGUUUUAUGUUUUAGUAGCAGAAAUUUUAAAAAAUGUAUACAGUAAAAAAGACUUCUAUUGAUUGACAAAUUAAAUUCGUAAUAAAUAAAAAGCAAUAAAACAAAUUAAUAA
Zootermopsis nevadensis is the source of this 2831-nucleotide messenger RNA. It is a transcript of the gene CycB3, whose product is annotated as cyclin B3. Gene Ontology annotation, molecular function: cyclin-dependent protein serine/threonine kinase regulator activity. Gene Ontology annotation, biological process: mitotic cell cycle phase transition. The record is from RefSeq and is a predicted model, not a curated record. Lineage: Eukaryota; Metazoa; Arthropoda; Insecta; Blattodea; Termopsidae.